Colletotrichum gloeosporioides is the source of this 951-nucleotide messenger RNA. RefSeq lists its product as uncharacterized. Gene Ontology annotation, biological process: proteolysis. The record is from RefSeq and is a predicted model, not a curated record. The transcript has 2 exons. Bases 1 to 951 code for a protein of 316 amino acids. Gene Ontology annotation, molecular function: cysteine-type peptidase activity. Lineage: Eukaryota; Fungi; Ascomycota; Sordariomycetes; Glomerellales; Glomerellaceae.
AUGAACAGACUCGGCCCGGAAAAAUGGAUCGACGAUGUCAUCAUGUUUGUAUUUGGCUGCCGGCUUGUGAGCGACAACGUCGGUUUCAUUGACAGCCUGACCAUCUCGAGUUUAACGAGGACGAAACGUGCGCGGCUCAACCUGCAACAGGCCAUGCGCAAAGACACAGUCCUCAUGUUCUACAACCAGAACAACCAUCACUGGAUUCUCUUUGUGUAUACGCGCCGAGAUAGCACGCUGCGCGAAUACAACUCCUUGCCAUCGGCCUCUCCACACUCUUGCACCGGGAAUGAGGAGGUCCCUAACUUCUUGCGGUGGGCCACCAACGAUCGAAAUCUCCGCAUCCGCUUCCAAAAACCAAAGUGUGCUGAACAACCGAAUGGUUUCGACUGCGGUAUCUACGUCUUGGUAUUUGCCGACUGUAUUGCCAAGGGCGCCAAGCUACCAACCGCGGUCGACGGCCCCUCCUACCGCAAAUACCUCCAAUCAUCCCUCUUUUUGUCGGUGCACGCUGCCCUGCGCCUGGAUGAAUUGGUUGCCGUAGGCAAAUACAUCCCGCACACGACAAGCGAGCGGGCUGCGCAACUCAAAGACCUGGCAAAAAGGCGCAGACUUUUGAUGGAAUUAGGCAAAGACUACGAGAAGACUUCAGAUACCUCAUGCCAAACGCAUGUGCAACUACUUUGGCGUCGAGACCGGCACCAAACACACCAGUCCAUCCUGGCAGGCUUGAUCCAUUGUAUUCGCAACACGCACCAAGCUGCACUCGACGCGGCGCUCGCCUCUAAAUCCAAAGUCGAGAGCGAUGCCGAGACAGGCGUCCGAGGCGGAAGAAUGGAUGGACCGAGGACCAUGUGCAGCAAUGCAACGCUCACCAUCGAAGAACACCCAAUCGAAGGAUUUCUCGGUUCUCUGUCGCAGGAGACGUGUCGACAGACGACUAGAAAUUAG